Oikopleura dioica is the source of this 1524-nucleotide messenger RNA. Lineage: Eukaryota; Metazoa; Chordata; Appendicularia; Copelata; Oikopleuridae. The record is from the annotation of a GenBank genome assembly.
AUGUAUUUCUUCUUCGCGAUCUCCCUCCUUCUAUCCUCCAUUCUCGCCGCUGAAAUCUUCGGUCCCCUUUACCGCGCAACUGGAGUCACGUCUACUUAUGAGUAUCUCGGAAAGAGGUUCAAUAAUGCUGUGAGAUAUCUUGGACUAGGAGUUUUUUAUUUGCAGAAUAUUGCCUAUAUUGGUAUUGUCAUUUACACACCUUCUUUGGCGCUGGAAACUGUUACAGGCCUGAACCGUUGGGCAGCUGUUUGGCUGAAUGGUGCGGUCUGCAUUUUCUACACUUCAAUCGGCGGACUCAAAGCUGUUGUAUGGACUGAUACUCUUCAAAUAAUCUGCAUGAUCGGUGGCUUUGUCACGAUCUGCAUCGAUGGUCUUGCUGAAUUUGGCUUCGCUGAAAUCUGGUCGAACGGAGUUGAAGAGGGAAGACUUGAAUUUGAUUGGAGAGCCGAUCCUCGAUACCGACACAGUAUUUGGGCGAUCGUUUUCGGCGGCGUUUUCGGAACCUGGGGAAACUUAUUCGUCGGAAGCCAAAGCUUUACGCAGCGAAUGCUUUCCGCAAAAGAUACAAAAGACAUGAAAAGAGCAAUUUACGGUGGCUUCAUCGGAAUCUUGAUAAUUCUCCUUCUCGCGGCCUUCACUGGACUUGUCAUGCUCAAGUUUUUCACCUGCUGCGAUCCUCUUUCAGCCGGCUGGGUCGACGCAAAAACCCAAUUGGCGCCGUACUUGGCGAUUCAGAGAUUCAAGAAUAUGCCUGGAUUGGCGAGUCUUAUCGUUGUUGGCGCUUACGGAGGCACUCUUUCUACAGUCAGCUCUGGAAUAAAUUCUAUGGCAACAUGUCUCGUGACCGACAUUCUCGUGCCAAACGAAAAACUCUUUAAAAUCUUCAAUCCCUCUGACCGAUUUUAUACCAUCGUCACCAAAGUUUCCUCAGCUUGCUUUGGCCUUGCUUGCCUCGGAAUGAGCUACAUCGCCGCUGCUGCUGGAGAAGGACUUCUUCAAGCGGCGUUGUCGCUUUUUGGGAUUCUUGGAGGACCAAAUAUGGCUGUUUUCUUUUUGGGCGCACUCGUGCCGUUUGCUGAGCCGAUCGGAGUUUUUAUUGCCGAUAUUGUUGGUGUUAUCAUUGCUGGAUGGGUUUAUUUUGGGUCAAAACAGUAUCCAGCUGGUAACGAGUUCAUCGGUAAACUCGACUUCUCCACCGAAGCUUGUGGACUAAACGUUACAGAGACCGUUCUUACUCAAGAAGAAGAAACUGAAUUGCCCGGAAUCGCAAGUCUGUACCAAAUCUCAUAUUGCUAUGUUGGAACAGUUGGUUUUGUGACCACUUUCGUUCUUGCGCUUGUUUUGUCCGGAAUUGUCAAAAUGACGAGAAAAGAUUAUGAAGAAAGGCCGCCCGCGAAAACAAUGGUUCCUUGGCUGCCUUGGAGCCCAACGGAAGACAUUGAAGAGAACACAGAUUUAAAUGUCAAAUCUGGAAACAAAAAUGCUAGCUUUAGAGACGAAGAAACGAAAUUUGAUAAAUUUUGA